AUCCUUAAGUAUUAUACAUAAUUUACUUCAUAUCAUUAUACAUUACGCGAUGACUGUUAUUGUUAGGUCAUUGUAUGGAAACACUGAAUGCAAUGCAGUGCGGUUUAUUAAAGCAUUCAAACAGUGGAGUGCACACCACAGAGGAAUCAUGUGGCAACGGCUCACCCGUCGCAGCAGUUAUUGCCGCUCCAUGCAACGAACAGUGGUAUCUUAAAUUGUCACUCAGGUUGUCACUAUGACUGUGGUUGCUGUGGACCCUGCAGGCGCUGUGGUAACUGCUGCAGGCACGGUGGUAACUGCUACCGGCGCUGUGGUAACUGCUGCCGGGGCUGUGGUCACUGCUGCUGCCGCUGUAGUAACUGCUGCCGCCGCUGUGGUAACUGUUGCUGGCGCUGUGGUAACUGCUGCAGGCGCUGUGGUAACUGCUGCUGCCGCUGUAGUAACUGCUGCCGGGACUGUAGUAACUGCUGCUGCUGCUGUGGUAACUGCUGCCGGCGCUGUGGUGACCGCUGCCACUGUUGUGGUAACUGCUGCAGGCGCUGUGGUGACUGCUGCUGCCGCUGUGGUAACGGCUGUCGCUACUGUGGUAACUACUGCCGGAGCUGUGGUGACCGCUGCCGCUGCUGUGGUAACUGCUGGCGGCAAUGUGGUAACUGCUGCCGCUGCUGUGGUGACUGCUACCGCUGCUGUGGUGACUAAUGCCGGCGCUGUAGUGACUGCUCCCGCUGCUGUGGUAACUGCUGCCGGCGCUGUGGUGACUGCUCCCGCUGCUGUGGUAACUGCUGCUGGCGCUGUAGUAACCGCUACCGCUGCUGUGGUAACUCCUGCUGCAGGUGCUGUGGUAACUCCCGCUGCAGGCCCUGUAGUAACUCCUGCUGCAGGUGUUGUGGUAACCCCUGCUGCAGGCGCCGUAGUAACACCUGCUGCAGGCCCUGUUGUAACACCUGCUGCAGGCACUGUAGUAACUCCUGCUGCAGGUGCUGUAGUAACUCCUGCUGCAGGCGCUGUAGUAACUCCUGCUGCAGGCGCUGUAGUAACUCCUGCUGCAGGCGCUGUAGUAACUCCUGCUGCAGGUGCUGUAGUAACUCCUGCAGGCACUGUGGUAACUCCUGCUGCAGGCGCUGUAGUAACUCCUGCUACAGGCGCUGUAGUAACUCCUGCAGGCACUGUGGUAACUCCUGCUGCAGGUACUGUAGUAACUCCUGCUACAGGCGCUGUAGUAACUCCUGCUGCAGGUGCUGUAGUAACUCCUGCUGCAGGCGCUGUAGUAACUCCUGCUGCAGGUGCUGUAGUAACUCCUGCUGCAGGCGCUGUAGUAACUCCUGCUGCAGGCACUGUGGUAACUCCUGCUGCAGGCGCUGUAGUAACUCCUGCAGGCACUGUGGUAACUCCUGCU
This is a messenger RNA of Scylla paramamosain (green mud crab), 1396 nucleotides long. RefSeq names its product ice-structuring glycoprotein-like. The record is from RefSeq and is a predicted model, not a curated record. NCBI's taxonomy places the organism in Eukaryota, Metazoa, Arthropoda, Malacostraca, Decapoda, Portunidae. The transcript has a single exon. The annotation marks the transcript as partial.